UCGGAUGAACACACACUCACCAAAUACACAUUUCUCUCAUAAAUUACAUCUUUGUUUGGGCUCUCGAUCUGCGGGCAGGAGAAGAAAACUUGUGUUCUUUCUUCUAGAUCCGAAAAUCGAGGCAAAAUGUUCAUUGAGAGCUUCAGAGUCGAAAGCCCCAACGUUAAAUAUACGGAGGGUGAGAUUCACUCGGUGUACGAUUACGAGACGACGGAGCUUGUUCACGAGAACAGAAAUGGCACCUAUCAGUGGAUCGUGAAGCCUAAAACUGUUAAAUAUGAAUUCAAAACUGAUACCAGAGUCCCCAAAUUAGGGGUGAUGCUCGUUGGAUGGGGUGGGAAUAAUGGUUCGACUCUUACUGCUGGCGUCAUUGCGAAUCGAGAAGGGAUUUCAUGGGCAACAAAAGACACGGUUCAGCAGGCAAAUUAUUUUGGGUCCCUAACCCAGGCAUCCUCGAUUAGAGUGGGAUCUUUCAAUGGCGAAGAGAUCUAUGCUCCCUUCAAGAGCUUGCUUCCCAUGGUAAAUCCAGAUGGCAUAGUGUUUGGGGGAUGGGACAUCAGCGACAUGAAUUUGGCCGACGCCAUGGGCAGGGCCAAGGUUUUCGAUAUUGAUCUCCAAAAGCAGCUGAGGCCAUACAUGGAACACAUUGUCCCACUACCUGGGAUCUACGAUCCUGAUUUCAUUGCUGCCAACCAGGGCUCACGAGCCAACAACCUGAUUAAAGGAACCAAGAAGGAACAGGUCCAACAAAUCAUCAAGGACAUGAGGGAGUUUAAGGAGAAAAAUAAAGUGGACAGAAUAGUCGUCUUGUGGACAGCCAACACAGAGAGGUAUAGCAAUGUUGUUGUUGGUCUAAAUGACACCAUGGAAAACCUCAUGGCGUCACUGGAGAAGAACGAGGCUGAGAUCUCUCCUUCCACCCUCUAUGCUAUAGCUUGCGUGCUCGAGAAUAUCCCUUUCAUCAAUGGCAGCCCACAGAACACUUUCGUUCCAGGGCUUAUUGAAUUGGCCAUCCAGAGGAACAGUUUGAUUGGUGGUGAUGAUUUCAAGAGUGGCCAAACGAAGAUGAAAUCUGUUCUUGUCGAUUUCCUUGUUGGAGCCGGUAUUAAGCCAACAUCAAUCGUGAGCUAUAACCAUUUAGGAAACAAUGAUGGAAUGAAUCUUUCUGCCCCGCAAACUUUCCGGUCGAAGGAGAUCUCGAAAAGCAAUGUGGUGGACGACAUGGUUGCCAGCAAUGGCAUCCUGUAUGAACCAGGGGAACACCCUGAUCAUGUUGUUGUCAUAAAGUAUGUACCAUAUGUGGGAGACAGCAAGCGGGCUAUGGAUGAGUACACUUCAGAGAUAUUCAUGGGAGGGAAGAACACCAUAGUGCUUCACAACACUUGCGAAGAUUCUCUUUUGGCAGCUCCAAUCAUCCUGGAUCUGGUCCUCCUUGCUGAACUCAGCACAAGAAUUCAGCUCAAGGGUGAAGAAGAGGGAAAAUUCCACUCCUUCCAUCCAGUGGCUACUAUACUGAGCUACCUCACCAAAGCCCCUCUUGUGCCUCCAGGGACGCCAGUGGUGAAUGCACUGUCGAAGCAGAGAGCUAUGCUGGAGAACAUCAUGAGGGCGUGUGUUGGUUUGGCCCCAGAGAACAACAUGAUUUUGGAAUACAAGUGAGUGAGUAGUGAAGAAUGAGAGAGACAAUUAACUAUUAGGUCUCGUCCUGUUAUUGUGUGAGAAUGAAUUAUGAAUGAACAUAUAUAAUAAAAGUAGAUUCAAAUAGAAGUAAGAAAGAAUGGGUUGCCAUUUGCCAUGGGCUGCUUCAGUUAAAUCUUGUGAUGCUUUUGCUGUUUUCUCUGAAUUCAAUUUAAUGAGAGUAGCACAUAUUAUUAUUAUUAUUA
Messenger RNA from Andrographis paniculata, 1883 nucleotides. RefSeq names its product inositol-3-phosphate synthase. Gene Ontology annotation, biological process: phospholipid biosynthetic process; inositol biosynthetic process. The transcript is spliced from 10 exons. Gene Ontology annotation, cellular component: cytoplasm. Gene Ontology annotation, molecular function: inositol-3-phosphate synthase activity. The coding region runs from base 127 to 1659 and encodes 510 amino acids. Lineage: Eukaryota; Viridiplantae; Streptophyta; Magnoliopsida; Lamiales; Acanthaceae. The record is from RefSeq and is a predicted model, not a curated record.